GCAACGGACCGACGGCCUGGAGGCGCUCGGCGCAGGUGUCCUGGGACUUGAUGGCGAACUUCAAGGGCCACGCGCUCCCUGGGAGCUUCUUCUUGAUAGUUGGACUGUGGUGGUCGGUGAAACACCCACUGAAGUACUUUUAUCAAAAGGAGAAGAGCAGCCAACUAACCCAUCACUACCAGCGUCUCGAGAUCAUCGAAGCUGCAAUCAGAACUUUGUUUUCAGUCAUCGGGAUCCUGGCAGAGCAGUUUGUUCCUGAUGGGCCCCACCUCCACCUGUACCACGAGGACCACUGGGUAAAACUCAUGAACUGGCAGCACAGCACCAUGUACCUGUUCUUCGCAGUCUCGGGCAUCGUGGACAUGCUGACCUACCUCAUCACCCACGUCCCCCUGGGGCUGGACAGGCUGGUUAUGGCUCUGGCCGCCUUCAAUGAAGGCUUUCUCUUCUACUACCACGUGCACAACCGGCCGCCGCUGGACCAGCACAUCCACUCCCUGCUGCUGUGUGCUGUAUUCGGAGGCGCCCUCAGCCUCGCUGUGGAGGUAGUCCUUCGGGACAACGUCGUGCUGGAACUCUUCCGCACCAGCCUCCUCCUCCUUCAGGGCACCUGGUUCUGGCAGAUUGGGUUCGUGCUGUUCCCACCUUUUGGAGGCCCUGAAUGGGACCAGAACAAUGAUGACAACAUCAUGUUCAUCACCAUGUGCUUCUGCUGGCACUACCUGGCCGCACUCUGCAUCGUGGCCGCCAGCUACUCGCUAGUUUACUGCUUCCUGACGCUGGUGAAGAGGCCGGAAGACAGAGAAGUCAUUGGGAUUCAGAAGCUGAGGUCGGAUCACACAUACCGGAAGGCCCUCCUGAGUGGCUCAGAUGAGGAGUAGGGGCGGCUCCCGGUCAGCAGCGGAGGGUGGCGUGUCCUGUAGGCGCUCGGCCAGCGGUCAGCGGGCCAGCUCCCUGCCUCCGCUGCUGCCCUUACUGUGAUCUGCUCCCAGGGUCCCACCUUCUCGCUUAACCAACUAAGGUCCGUUGGGUGUGCUAUUCUGUGGAGAAAAAUGAAGUCAACCUUUAUGUGCGUCUCAGAAUAAGGAGAAAUCAGAGUGAAAGUUUUAGAACAGAAAGUGACCUCCUGGAUGAAUUCAGGAUACAAACCCAGAAGAAUUUACUGUUUUGAUAAUUUAGCCCUGUUUCUCUCAAAUGAGGCAGGUACUUUCCUAUCAGAAAUCAAGUCAAUGACAGAACCUUUAGAGAGACAAUUCUAAUUUAAGUAAAAUAAUACACAAG
Dama dama (fallow deer) is the source of this 1281-nucleotide messenger RNA. RefSeq names its product transmembrane protein 45B. The record is from RefSeq and is a predicted model, not a curated record. Bases 51 to 881 code for a protein of 276 amino acids. NCBI's taxonomy places the organism in Eukaryota, Metazoa, Chordata, Mammalia, Artiodactyla, Cervidae. The transcript has a single exon.